AUGAAUACUUUGAAACACCGUUGUUAUUACCAAGCUCUGGUGUUGAUUUAGAAAUGUCUUAAUAAAAAAAUUAUAACUCAAUAGGUCCAAACAUACAUCCCUUAAAAGGGAUUUAUGCUAUAAUUUAAGGGGUAAGGGAAGUAAUCUGGUACAGCCUCAUUUUAACACGGAGUCCUUUUCAUUUAUAGCUAGCAAGUUAUGGAAUAAGCUACCCUUA
This is a messenger RNA of Porites evermanni, 217 nucleotides long. The record is from the annotation of a GenBank genome assembly. NCBI's taxonomy places the organism in Eukaryota, Metazoa, Cnidaria, Anthozoa, Scleractinia, Poritidae.